AUUUGCAGUGAUUUAGAAGAUGAACUUUAAGAAGGUCAAUGUUCCCAAGAUGCCUGGUGGAGGAGCAGCCUCUGCCUUAAUCAAACUUGGAGUUGUUGCAGGGCUUGGCGUGUAUGGAGUUGCUAACUGUCUCUACAAUGUCGAGGGAGGACAUCGUGCUAUUGUUUUCAAUCGUUUAGUAGGGAUCAAAGAUAAGGUUUUGUAUUGUCAAAUGUCCAUAAUAUACUGUGUGUAUUUUCUUCCAAGGCUGUUACGUUUCUGAAUCAAAAGUCCAUCCUUUUAUUCACAAAAGAAAAGGGGCCAUAAAAUUUGACUCUUUCUAGUUACAUCUUUCAGUCACUAAUGAGCAUGAUUUGUGUAAAAAAAAUAAUUGAGCGUGAUUUAUUUAUUUAUUUAUUUUUAAAUAAAGGGUGACCCUUGAAGUAUUAGAGAAACUGGUUAAUAAACUUACUGUACUUUUAGCAUUUUGCAGCUAUUGGUGGAAAAGUAUUGAGAAUUGACAUCGAAUUCCGAUAAAAAAUAUUCUUGGUCGAUGGUUUGUUCAUGUAUAAGCAAACAUCUCUAUAUUUAUGAAGAAUCUCUUAAUUUGUCACAUAUCCGCUGAACAUACAGGUGUAUCCUGAAGGGACACACAUAAUGCUCCCAUGGUUUGAAAGGCCUAUCAUUUAUGAUGUCCGGGCUAGACCACAUCUAGUGGAGAGCACAUCAGGCAGUCGUGACCUUCAGAUGGUGAAAAUUGGUCUUCGUGUUCUCACACGCCCUGUACCUGACCAGCUGCCUACCAUUUAUCGAACUCUUGGUGAAAACUACAAUGAAAGAGUCUUACCUUCAAUUAUCCACGAGACUCUGAAAGCUGUUGUUGCUCAAUACAAUGCAAGCUAGCUCAUCACCCAGAGAGAGAAUGUCAGUAGGGAAAUCAGGAAAAUAUUAACCGAGAGAGCUGCCUUCUUCAACAUUGCACUGGAUGAUGUGUCGAUUACCAGCCUAACCUUUGGAAAGGAAUUCACUGCUGCCAUAGAAGCUAAGCAGGUAGCUGCACAAGAAGCUGAGAGGGUCAAGUUCGUGGUUGAUAAGGCUGAGCAAGACAAGCGAAGUGCUAUAAUCAGAGCUCAGGGAGAAGCCAAGAGUGCCCAGCUGAUAGGUCAAGCUAUUGCCAACAACCCAGCAUUUAUUACGCUUAGGAGGAUUGAAGCAUCCAGGAAAAUUGCCAACACACUUUCUGCUUCAAGCAACAAGGUUUUAUUGAACUCGGAUGAGCUUCUUUUGAGCCUUCAGGGUCUCGCGUUGCAAGGUGGAAAGAUUUGAAUGCACAAGAUUACCUGACUUUUUUGUUAUUUAAAUUUUUAUCCAUCGAGAGUCUGAGUGGGAGUAGUCUCAAAUCAAGGAUGCUGGUGACAUAAAACUUGUGAAGCAAUUGUUUCUUGGAUUCAAUAUGCUCUGAAUAAAACAAAAUUGUGGAUUUCGAAACCUAUCCUUGUGAGUUCUGGGCACUUGCUGAUGUCUUUUAAUGUAUAGGAUUUGUGGGUGUUUGGUGCUUGAAUCUCAGGAAUAUCAUGAAAUUGAGCAUGUGAUAGAAAACCACCUAAAUAUACAGAAAUCAACAUUUAAAUGUGAAGGGGUAAACAAAAUAAGCAAAAAUCUACAUGACAAGCUAGAAGCAGAAGAUCAAAUUAUGUCUAAUGACAGAAUGAAAAUUAUCCAGAAGUUUGGAUUUGGAAAUGGCAUUGAUGACCGGGGAAUCAAUAUCCACACGGGAAAGAUGAAGAGUUUGUUUUCGUUCCUUUUGUUCUCGUUCUGCUCGAUUUAUGCUGAUCAUACAAUAUUAAAAAUGUGCUACAUUUACAUUUUGGAGAACAAUGGAAUGAAUAAGCAAAGUGGAUCUAUCAAGAACUUAUAA
Molecule: messenger RNA, 1897 nt
Organism: Striga asiatica
Lineage: Eukaryota; Viridiplantae; Streptophyta; Magnoliopsida; Lamiales; Orobanchaceae
Source: the annotation of a GenBank genome assembly